Molecule: messenger RNA, 1731 nt
Organism: Dujonia railenensis
Lineage: Eukaryota; Fungi; Ascomycota; Pichiomycetes; Serinales; Debaryomycetaceae
Source: the annotation of a GenBank genome assembly
AUGGUCAGUCGAACCCCUAUUGCAGUGUUUGCACAUUUAAUGGGCCGGAAAAUCAUAAGAAUCAAUAAAUAUGUGGUGGUACGGUUGUGGUUCCUCGUGCUCGUUUUGCUACUUGCCCUAUCGAGUCUCGUAGUCCUUAAUGAAGACUUACAGGAAACGACCAUUAGUCCAAUACGGAACUAUUUGAAAAGCUGGGACCAAGUGGAGCUAGAUGUAAGCAAAAUGGAUCCCAGAGAUAUUCCCUACAGUUACAGAAAGUUUGACUCUAAAGUUGACAAGCCUUUUCUUAAGGGAGGUGGAUGCCAAGUCCCUUCUCGUCUGGAAGACAAGGCCAAUGCGGCGUUGGUUGUACUUUCAAGAAAUAAAGAGUUGAACGACGUCGUGAAAUCAAUGAAAUCUCUAGAGCGUCAUUUUAAUCAAUGGUACAAUUAUCCGUGGGUAUUUCUCAACGAUGAACCCUUUGAUGACGAAUUCAGGAAGACUGUUGCUCGAUACACAAAAUCCGAGAUUGAAUUUGGUUUGAUCCCUAAGAAGGAGUGGGACUUCCCCGAGGACGUGGAUGCAGCAGAACUUGAGGAAAGUAUAGAGUCCCAGGGUGAUAGGAGGAUCAUGUAUGGAAACUUGGAAUCCUAUCAUAAAAUGUGUAGGUUUUACUCGGGAUACUUUUAUGAACACGAAUUAGUGAAAAAGAGGGAUUGGUAUUGGAGAGUAGAGCCUGAUGUAGAGUUUUACUGUGAUAUCACGUAUGAUCCUUUCUUACAAAUGGAAAAGAAUAACAAAAAGUACGGGUUCACGGUCAUGAUCAAUGAUUUAUACUACACAUUGCCGGGUUUAUUCAAAGAAACAAAGAAAUUUAUUAAAAAGCAAGAAAGUGCGAUGGGUGAAAGGUUUAAAUUGGGUAGUUUAUGGAAACUAUUCAUUCAUGAUUCCAAAAUAACCACUGGGAACUACGAAACGAGAAAGAAGUACGAUGACUUAUCGAACCAAAAAGAAGUCUUUAUAGAAAUGGAGUUGAACAUAUUAACUGAAAAAUUUCUUGCCUUGGAGAAUAAAAAAGAUUCCAUGGUGAUGGGUGAUGGUGGAGUGUAUCAAAGAAUUGUCGAUCAUAUCGUCAAAAAAAUGAAGCUGCGUCCGAAGUUAUGGGAGGAUAGGUUAGACAGGGAAGAGUAUAAUCUAUGCCAUUUCUGGUCAAAUUUCGAGAUAGCGAGAACCGACCUAUUCAAUAGCCCGACGUACAAGGCAUAUUUUCAACAUUUAGAUGCAAGUGGUGGGUUUUACAAAGAAAGAUGGGGGGAUGCUCCUGUUCAUUCGUUGGGGGUUGCAAUGAUGCUUGAACUAGACGAAGUUCACUACUUUAGAGAUAUCGGGUAUCGUCAUUCAGUUUUAUCACACUGUCCUAAAAACUCCAAAAACCAAUUACCGUAUCAAAAGAGUGAUCUGUAUAUUAAGGGUCUAAUGACGCCAAAGGAGGAGAAGCAUUGGAUUCAUUUCGAUAAAGUGAAUACAAAUAUAGACGGAGGUACUGGGUGUAGGUGCAAGUGCCCAGGAAACAGUGCAGAAACUGAAGAUAAAAGAAACAUGUGCAUGCAGAAAUGGUACGACAUCACUAGGGACGACUACACUAUUGCUAAACCUAUUGAUGUCGAUUAUUGGGAAAAUGAGAUCCGGAAGAGAAUUGAUAGACACUUGAAAAAGGGUCAUAAAUUAGGUGAAGAUCGGGUAGUGGUAUAA